Aspergillus alliaceus is the source of this 942-nucleotide messenger RNA. Its product is annotated as MARVEL domain-containing protein. Lineage: Eukaryota; Fungi; Ascomycota; Eurotiomycetes; Eurotiales; Aspergillaceae. The coding region runs from base 201 to 698 and encodes 165 amino acids. The record is from RefSeq and is a predicted model, not a curated record. Gene Ontology annotation, cellular component: membrane. The transcript has 6 exons.
GGGCUUAACCAUAAAAAAAGUGAAAAGCCAAAAAAAAGAAUAGUAAGGAAAAGCCGCUGCAGAUCUUGUGGCCUGUAUCUCGCAGCUCACUGUAAUUACUCCGCAUAACUGCCCAUACUAGGCACCGUUAUUCUGUACCUGCGCCUCUAAUAAAUUUUACUCUCCACACCGCUACCCGAUUCAAAAAGCUUGCCGUCAUCAUGCCUGUCGUCUCGCGUUUAGUCUCGAUUGUCCUCCGUGUGGUGGAAAUCAUCUGCGGUGCGAUCGUUGCCGGUAUCAUCGGUUACUAUCUGGGGUCCUUGAAUGAUCUUGAAGCAUGGCCUCAAGCACGAUGGAUCUAUACGGAAGUGAUCGCGGGUGUAUCCAUUUUACUCGGCCUGAUAUGGCUGAUACCCUUCUCAUUUAGUUUCUUUUCAUGGCCCUUCGAUAUCGUCAUCUCUCUCGCCUGGUUUGCUGCGUUUGGUAUUCUUGUUGACGCUAUCCACAAAUUUAACUGUGGAAGCAUCUGGGGAUGGGGUAAUAUCACUCAUAACGACUCAUGUGGUCGGUGGAAAGCGGCGGAGGCAUUCAGCUUCAUCUCUGCCUGCGUCUGGCUUGUUUCUGGUCUUGUGGGCCUUUGGUUUACCUUCCGUGUCCGUGGCACUGCAAGUGACAGAGUUAGCAACCGCCGUGGCUUAUUCAAACGAUCUGCUGUUUAAAGGUUAAAAGCUACAACCUACGAUAUCGUUCGGUCUUUCGAACUGCCCGAUCAGCCCCCGGGCGUUGUCGUGUGUUCCCAAGAUCGAACCGGAGAUCCGAAGAGAGACUUCUAUAACACUACUCGACACUCUUUAUACCCCGCUCUGACACGAUACUUCGUAUCACCCUUUACCUUGCUUCGCAAGACCGCGUCACCGCUUUUGAUAGUCACGUUGAUUUCCGCUUGAGGUUCAUAGCUCGCCA